Danio rerio (zebrafish) is the source of this 2506-nucleotide messenger RNA. RefSeq names its product serine palmitoyltransferase, long chain base subunit 3 (gene sptlc3). The record is from RefSeq and is marked validated. Gene Ontology annotation, cellular component: endoplasmic reticulum membrane. Lineage: Eukaryota; Metazoa; Chordata; Actinopteri; Cypriniformes; Danionidae. Gene Ontology annotation, molecular function: serine C-palmitoyltransferase activity; pyridoxal phosphate binding.
GCACAGUCGCGUCGCGUCGCUCCUCUGAUCUCCGUGAACACUUCCUGGUCCAAAGUUGUAUGUAGCUACACAAAUCAAAGUCAUUUGAGCAUGAAGCCGGAUGGUGGACUCACAUCAGGGAAUUACACUUCAUCGGACUCGCACACAUUUAUCUAAACUGAGGGACAGAGAAGUUCAAUAUCGCUAUAAUUCAUCCCUGAUGCUUCGCAAACAUGAUACGAACUGAGGAACUUCAUUCAUGCAACGGGACGCUGAAGUCUCGUUCUGGCCAGAAGCAAACGGAAAACUACACCUUGAAAAAUGGAUAUCACAAAAAUGAAAAGGUGCAGAAAAAUGGAAACGGUUUUCAUCAGCCUCGAGUUAGGGGUGAAGAUUCAUUCGAGGAGGCCCCCAUGUAUGUGGCGGUCCUAACAUACAUGGGUUAUGGGAUUGUAAUACUUUUUGGAUAUUUCAGGGACUUCUUAAGAGCUGUUGGGUUAGAGAAGUGCCAUCAGGCCCAGGAGAGAGAAGAGCAGAAGGACUUUGUUCCCCUUUACCAAGAUUUUGAAAACUUCUACAAACGAAAUCUGUACAUGAGAGUCAGGGACAACUGGAAUCGGCCCAUAUGCAGUCUUCCCGGUCCGGUUUUUGACCUCAUGGAAAGGGUCUCGGAUGAUUACAACUGGACUUUCCGAUUAACUGGGAGAACCAUUGAGAACGUCAUAAACAUGGGCUCCUACAACUAUCUGGGUUUCGCUGAAAACAACGUUGACUUCCUUAAAACUGUGGCAGAGAAGACCAGACAAUACGGGGUGGGUGUCUGCAGCACAAGACAGGAACUAGGUAACUUCAGCAUUCAUGAGGAACUGGAGCAUCUCGUGGCUGACUUCUUGGGUGUGGAGUCUGCCAUGGCGUUUGGAAUGGGUUUCGCAACCAAUUCCAUGAACAUUCCAGCUCUAGUCGGAAAGGGCUGUCUGAUCCUGAGCGAUGAGCUAAAUCACACGUCCCUCAUUCUGGGAGCCAGGUUGUCAGGAGCAACCAUUCGAGUCUUCAAACACAACAACAUGCAGAGUCUAGAAAAGCUGCUGAAGGAAGCGAUUUGCUCCGGGCAGCCUCGUACCCAUCGCUCCUGGAAGAAGAUUCUUAUAAUGGUGGAGGGCAUUUACAGUAUGGAAGGCUCUCUCGUCAGGUUGCCAGAGAUCAUAGCGCUAAAGAAGAAGUACAAGGCUUAUCUAUACCUCGAUGAGGCCCACAGCAUUGGAGCCGUGGGGCCUACCGGUCGGGGAGUUACAGAACAUUUUGGGGUGGACCCUAAAGAAAUAGACGUUCUGAUGGGCACCUUCACCAAGAGUUUCGGGGCUACCGGCGGGUACAUUGCUGGCAAAAAGGAAUUGGUGGAUUAUCUGCGGUGUCACUCUCACAGUGCGGUUUACGCUACAGCCAUGUCGCCACCUGUCGUGGAGCAGAUCAUCAGGGCAAUCAAAUGCAUCAUGGGAGUCGAUGGAACCACAGAAGGCCAACGAAGAGUUCGACAGCUGGCUGAGAACACGCACUACUUCAGAUCUCGGCUGAAAGAGAUGGGCUUCAUCAUUUACGGCAACAAAGACUCUCCGGUGAUACCGCUCCUGCUAUAUCAACCAGGGAAAGUCGGAGCGUUCUCACGGGCCAUGUUGAAGAGGAAGAUCGGUGUGGUUGUUGUUGGUUUUCCAGCUACUACUAUUACAGAAGCCAGAGCUCGAUUCUGUGUGUCUGCUGCUCACACCAGAGACAUGCUCAACAAGGUACUUCAGAGCCUUGAUGAACUUGGAGACUACAUCAGGGUGAAAUUCUCCCGUCACAGACGCCCUUAUCGUCCAGAGCUGUACAAUGUAACAAACUUUGGGCUGGACAGUUGAUCGUUCACCCAGUGAGUGUGAUGCCUUGUCCACAUUGAGGGACCACCAAGGGCACCUUAGUGUGAAUGCCUUGGUUUUUAUUUUUUUAAAUAAAUCAUAAAAUAAAAUGUCUUGCCAUUCCAUGCAGGACCGUUCAGCUUUUCCAAAAACAGAAAAAAGUUUGCAGUGUUUCUAACAGCUUUUAAAGUUUGUCCUACCACGAGGCUUGGACAUUUAUAUGUGUAUAUAUUGUACAAUUCUAUUUAAUUGUUUAUUUUAACUGCUGUUUCAGAGUUUUGUGCAGUUUGAUAAAUAAUUUUCAUCUCAGGGGAUUGUGGGACAAAGGGAGGGUCGCGACGGCUGUGUUUAUAGAACGCAAAUCAAAAGCUGCUCUAAAUAUAUCAAACAAUUAACUCCCUUAACACUGACCUACAUCAAAACUCGAGCUGCGGAUAAGAAAGCCCUUGAAGUGACCCUGUUUUGUUGUUUUUGUUGUUUUUAUCCUGCUGCUGAGAUGGACUGAUGAAAGACCUUCAUUCUGUGCUGGAUGAUGUGUUUGUGUGAUCCACAAGUGCAUUGAUUGAAAGAUUGAACAAGGCUGGGUGUUACACACCCGGCGCAGCUCAUUCACAGUCAUUAAACAUUCAUACAUU